Heterobasidion irregulare TC 32-1 is the source of this 1122-nucleotide messenger RNA. RefSeq lists its product as uncharacterized. The transcript is spliced from 9 exons. Bases 1 to 1122 code for a protein of 373 amino acids. Gene Ontology annotation, molecular function: nucleotide binding. NCBI's taxonomy places the organism in Eukaryota, Fungi, Basidiomycota, Agaricomycetes, Russulales, Bondarzewiaceae. The record is from RefSeq and is a predicted model, not a curated record.
AUGUCGUCGGUGUAUGAAUUCUGUAAACGGGUCUACUCUGUGCUGUACCCCCCGGCGGCAGUGCCUUCGUCUACACCCCUCAAGUUCGGCAUUCUUGGCGCUGCAAACAUCGCGCCCAUUGCGCUCGUGCGCCCUGUCAAGAAUCACCCUGAUGCCGUUGUUUACGCGAUUGCGGCGCGCGAUAAGUCGCGUGCGGACGACUUUGCGAAGACGUGGGGCGUUGAGAAAGCAUAUGGGUCGUAUCAAGAGCUCUUGGACGACCCUGCGAUAGAUGUGAUCUAUAACCCACUUCCAAACGGUUUGCACUACGAGUGGACCAUGAAAGCACUUGCUGCAGGUAAACAUGUCUUGCUCGAGAAGCCUAGCUCCAAUACGGUAGAAGAGACGCAGAAGAUGUUCGCGUUUGCGAAUCAGAAGGGGCUUGUACUCCUCGAAGCGUUCCACUAUAGAUUCCAUCCUGCCACUCAGCGCCUGAAGGAAAUUAUCAAGAUCAUUGAAACGAGCCUCGCUCUUCCCAGGGGAUUCAUCAAAGACAAUGACAUCCGUUUGUCCUAUGAUCUGGGAGGAGGGGCCAUGAUGGACAUGGGAUCAGGAGCGGAUCCCGUCAGAGUUUCGAGUGCUUCAGCUGAAACUUCGCCUGCUUUUCCGCGCGUCGAUAUUGGCACAACCGCUCAGCUGGCUUUUCCCCCUGCUUCCAGGAGCGAGGGAGACGCCCCGAUCAUAGCCUCUCUCAAAGCUCACUUUCGCUUGCCUGGGUGGGGCCCAUUUGCUCUGAUCCCCAGUAUGCCUUCUCCGAGCGCUCAUGUCGUCGGCACCGAUGGAGAAGCGUUCUUAUUUAAUUAUCCUGGCCCAUGGGUAUAUCAUUAUAUAUCUGUAAAAACGUACGGAAAACACGGGAAAGGCAAGGCGAUCAAGAGGACAGAGAAGAGGUACGGCGAGAAAGGAAAUGGGGCCUGGUCAACGUAUCGCUACCAGCUGGAGGCAUUUGUCGACAAAGUGCGGGGGCGGACGCCGCAACACUGGUUUGAUGCCGAAGACUCUGUCUCCAACAUGAAAUGGAUCGAACACAUCUAUGAAGAACGCCGAGUCUGCGUACCAGGCUCCUCACCGCGGACUGUUUGA